This is a messenger RNA of Lathyrus sativus (Indian pea), 1176 nucleotides long. The record is from the annotation of a GenBank genome assembly. NCBI's taxonomy places the organism in Eukaryota, Viridiplantae, Streptophyta, Magnoliopsida, Fabales, Fabaceae.
AUGGCUACCGAAGCGUUUGUGUUGAAAGGAAGCGCCUUGUUAUCGAUAAGAGCGUUGAAGAGUUUUUUCAUGUUGGUAUCGGCUGUUGUAAUGCUACUUAUUUUACCAUUUAGAGGAAGAAGAAGGGUAUCACCUGUUGAUAAAGAGGAGAAGAAUCAGAAUCAUGAUUGUUGUCAUCAUCACCGGAAAGGCGCGGUGGUUCGUGUUCCGGCCAAGAUUGUGCCGUGGAAGAGUGGUGGUGGUGGUGGUGUGGCUGCAGUUAAGGUGUUUGAUUAUUUGAUGAGAAGGGAAUUGGCUAUAAAAAGAGUUUUGGAGGAUGGUGAUGAGAAAUGUAUGAGGGAGUAUGGGCUUUUUGGAACCAAGAGGGGUGAUACUAUUUUCACGCAAUGUUGGACUUCUGUUUCUGUUAAAAUUAGGGGACUUGUUAUUCUUAUGCAUGGUCUUAAUGAACACAGUAGUAGAUAUAGUAAUUUUGCAAAGAAGCUGAAUGCUAAUGGCUAUAAAGUUUAUGGGAUGGAUUGGAUUGGUCAUGGUGGAAGUGAUGGACUGCAUGGUUAUGUACAUUCUCUUGAUUAUGCAGUUUCUGAUUUGAAAGUAUUUAUUGAGAAGGUUAAAACUGAAAAUCCUGGUCUUCCAUGUUUCUGCUAUGCACACUCAACAGGCGCAGCAAUUACUCUCAAGGCACUUCUUGAUCCAAAGAUUGAAGCUUGCAUAGCUGGUGCUACAUUCACAUCACCUGCAGUUGGAGUUGAAGCUUCUCAUCCAAUUCUGGAGCUACUGGCUCCAAUACUAUCAUUUUUGCUGCCAAGAUUUCCAUGUAAUUCUGCAUACAAGAAAGGCUUGCCAGUUUCUCGAGACCCAGAGGCUGUUAUCGCGAAAUAUACAGACCCGUUAGUAUGCACUGGAUCGCUUAGAAUACGAACUGGAUACGAGAUUCUUCGAAUUACAAGUUACUUGCAACAAAACCUAAGAAAAUUGAUAGUUCCAUUUCUUGUUCUACACGGCACUUGUGAUUCUGUGACUGAACCUACUGCUUCACAAAAACUAUAUGAACAAGCUUCAUCAAGUGACAAAAGUAUCAAAUUGUAUGAAGGAUUCUCACAUGAUUUACUCUUUGAACCAGAAAGAGAGGAGAUCACUAAAGAUCUAAUUCAAUGGUUGAAUAGUAGAGUGUGA